Molecule: messenger RNA, 309 nt
Organism: Linderina pennispora
Lineage: Eukaryota; Fungi; Kickxellomycota; Kickxellomycetes; Kickxellales; Kickxellaceae
Exons: 1
Coding region: 1-309 (102 amino acids)
Source: RefSeq, a predicted model, not a curated record
AUGACUGUUCUCCAGUUUGGUGUGGGUACCACCAGGGCUCUUGUCAAGACCACCAAUGCGAUGUCAUUCACUACGGAUGUGGCAGGAACCUCGGGCAGCACACUGAAUGUCAACGGCCACAGCGUUGAUCAAAAUCGCAUGGACUCAACCGGUUCCUUCAGGAGCGCCUGCACAACUCCAAGGCUUCGGCUAUCAACGUCGCUGGCGUCAAGACAUAACAGUCCCUUGCUAACCAAGAAACAGUACAACUGGGGCAACUCAGUCACUGCCUUGACUAUUGGUGGCAGAAGCAUUAACAUUCAGUGCUGA